GGAGUUGAAAAAGAGAGAGAGAGAGAAGAAAAAAUUGAGUCGAAUCCUUCGACGCUCAUCGAGGAGGGAAAUCUUGGGGGAAAAGAGUCCGAUGAUCCCGUUCUCAUGACGAAUCCUUUACGAGAUGCACGCCCCGAGGAUCGGCCUCUAGGCUUGGACUAUCCCGACCCGAGAUUGGUCCGGAACGGUCAUCAAGAGCAUCAAGGGAGCUCGACGCAUCAGAUCGGUGCAGCGAGGAUCAGACGCACCAGGGCCUCGUCCACGAGGAGAAGAAUGCAUUUGGCGAACGAGGUCCCUCCCCAAGGAUCCACCGGUGGCAACAAUCUUCCGGACUAUGCCCUCACCGCGGACCUGCUCACCGAGAGAACUCUCGACGGUCUCUUCGCCGAGCAUCCGGGAGAACUCGUGCGAACAGGCUCCCCUCACGUGGUCUGCACGGUACUGCCGGCGCAUUGGAGGUCAAACAAGACGCUUCCGGUAGCGUUCAAGGUAGUGGCCUUGGGCGAGGUCGGUGACGGGACCUUGGUGACAGUGCGUGCAGGAAAUGAUGAAAAUUGCUGCGCGGAAUUGAGAAAUUCCACCGCUGUGAUGAAGAACCAAGUGGCCAAGUUCAACGAUCUUAGGUUCGUCGGUAGAAGCGGUAGAGGAAAAAGUUUCACCUUGACGAUUAUGCUGCAAACGUCGCCACCUCAGGUAGCCACCCUGUCUAAAGCAAUCAAGGUCACUGUGGAUGGACCGAGAGAACCUAGAUCGAAAACAAGGCACCAGGCUUUCCACCCGUUUCAUUUCGGGCCUAGACCUUUCCCUUUCGGCCACCCUCAGGAUCCUCUGGGAUUCAAGUUGACCGGUUUGCAACACCUGGGUCUGGAGCAAGGAGCCAGCCAAGGAUGGGGUGGAUUACCUCGGGGCUCUCUUCCGCCGCACUGUCUUCCGCCGCCUCCCGGCCACCAUUCGCAUACACAUCCUCCGGCAGCUGGUGCGUCGGCCUUCAAUCCCUUCCACCACAGUAUCGAGCAAAGAUCUCCCAGACUACCUGGACCCAACUCUGAAUCCGCGAGGAACGAUUUGGGCCCGAUCAGCGUGUCGGUGAGGGAGGUGACACCGACCACUUCGCCCGGCAAUCCUGGGCCCGGAUUGCUCACCACGGCCACCGUCGCGGCGCCCACGCCUCCGGCAGAACCUACCACGACCACCACCACGCCUAGCCCUUCGUCGGGCCACCAUUCCCACUUUCAAGGUCUUCAUCUUCUCGGGGCGACGGGGUCUAUUUUCGGAUCGAUAUUCGCCCCUCUGUUGCCGCAAUCCUCCUGGCUCUACAAUCCUCUCUACCACACGCAGCAAUACGUGCUGGAGCCCGAGUGGCACGCUCUCGCGCUCAGGAUGGCGCAGCAACGGUUGCAGAGGCCCGAUCAGGCAAGGGUCGAGGAGAUGAGGAAGGUUCGGAGCGGUAGCAGCAGCCCGGAAUCCGCGUUGAAGGAGGCGAGACGGCGGGACGACGAGGAUCAGGACGAGGCGGUACGGGGCAGAUCGGACAGCCCGGAUGGGAGCAUUGAGGUGGACGAUAGGAACGAGCAGGAUCCGAGCAGGGAUCGGGCGAGGAGCGACGAGUCGGCGGCGGGGCAGGACUCGCCGAGGAUCUCGCCUGUGAGGAGCGAGGACACCGAGGACACGACCACCGACGCCACGUUUCAGGACGGCACGGUUCACCUCAGGCCGAGCGUGGAGAACUCGAACGAUCGCGAGGAGAGCGGAGUCGGGAACGACGAGAUCCCUCGCAGGGAUUUGAAGAUCCACCGUCUCGAGGGGACGGUGGAUCUUAGCACGAGGAAUAAAGGGCAGGAUAAGGAGAACGUGGGCCAAGAUCUCACCACCAAGAGGAAGGAGGAAGACACGAGCGUGGAGAGGGAGAUACGGGGGAGAAGAGAGAGAAGCCCUAAGCCUAGACAGGUCUGGAGACCGUAUUAAACCGGGCCGAUCUCGGAUGGAGGAUCCCGCCUCUCGCCUUCGUCGAAAUUUUCCCGAAAUUUUCACCUCGUUGUAAAAUUGUCGGCCGUGAUCCGUUUGUAUAUCGAUUUAAGAUGAGAACGGUUCGGUAAGAUCCGAUACCGUACACCGUACGUAGGGAAGGGUUCGAUCGUGGAGAAAGAAGCCUGGUCCUGGGACCAGGAAUUAUUAUUAUCAUGGACUCGAGGACUAACCAGGGUUUUACGUUCGUAUAUAUAUAUAUAUAUAAUAUGUAAAUAUAUAAGCGACGUCCAAUUAUUAUUUAGGUUACUAUCUCGCGUACGUGUCAAGCGUUACCCAUUUUUGUCAUUUCGAGAGUGAGAUCGAUCGACGACGAAUCAUCAGACGAACGAUCCUCGUUACAACCCAUCCCUAUUUUCCACGAAUGGAACGAAUUUUACAAAGUUGAGCCGAAACGAAAAGAGGUUCGGCUCGAGGAGGGCCGAAUUUUUAAUAAUAUAUAUCGUAACGAACGAUGGACGAGAGGAUUUAUUAUAUCCGUCGUUGCGACACGGGUGCCGGGGUUGUGACGUGGAUCGUUCCACGUGAUUUUCCCGAAUCGCGAGAAACCGCGAAUUCGCGACGAAAUUGUAAAUAUAUCACAGAUCGGAAUUUCCCAAGUCCAAGUCCAAGUCACCGUUUCCGCAGGCUAGUCACUUUUCUUUCCUUUCUUUUUUUUUCUUUUUUUUAUUAUAUAUAUAUAUAACUUUUCUUCGCCUCUUUUUACGAGGCGAACGUUAACCGUCGACCCAUCAGCGGCGAACGCGAUGAAGAUCGUGAAACGCGAUCGACGACCAAGGGUCCGACCUUCGUUUCGCGUUUGCUCGCGUGACUCGGCUCGACGAUCAGAUUCUUUCACUGUUUAAGUACGUCAUCAAAUAAAGUAAUAUCAUCCGUUCCACGAA
Molecule: messenger RNA, 2909 nt
Organism: Apis florea (little honeybee)
Lineage: Eukaryota; Metazoa; Arthropoda; Insecta; Hymenoptera; Apidae
Biological process (GO): regulation of DNA-templated transcription
Cellular component (GO): nucleus
Molecular function (GO): RNA polymerase II cis-regulatory region sequence-specific DNA binding; ATP binding; DNA-binding transcription factor activity, RNA polymerase II-specific
Source: RefSeq, a predicted model, not a curated record